GAUACUGCCACCACUAUGGAGGGGAUUGUGACCAUGUAUCAGGACUUCAUGAAGAAAGCAGACCCCCGCAUCGCUGAUUAUCCACUGAUGCAGUCCCCGUUCCUUGUGAUGGGCAUCCUUCUGGCAUAUGUCUACUUUGUACUGUCCUUGGGUCCCCGGCUAAUGGCCAACAGGAAGCCUUUAAACCUGAAGAAAUUCAUGGUGCUAUACAACUUCUUUCUGGUGGGACUGUCACUUUACAUAGUCUAUGAGUUCCUGAUGGCAGGGUGGCUUACUGGGUACACCUGGCGAUGUGACCCUGUGGACUUCUCGCAGGACCCCAAGGCCCUCCGGAUGGUCAGUGUUGCUUGGCUCUUUGUCUUCUCCAAAUUCAUUGAACUGACUGACACGGUGAUCUUUGUCUUGAGGAAGAAGAAUGAACAGGUCACAUUCCUGCACCUCUUCCACCACUCUGUUCUGCCUUGGAGCUGGUGGUGGGGGGCGAGGUUUGGCCCAGGGGGAAUGGGUUCGUUCCAUGCCAUGAUCAAUUCCAUGGUGCAUGUUGUCAUGUACUUCUACUAUGGGCUGUCAGCAGCAGGACCUGCCUUUCAGAAGUACCUGUGGUGGAAGAAGCACAUCACUGCCAUCCAGCUGGCCCAGUUUGUGAUUGUCUCCGUCCACAUCUCCCAGUAUUACUUCAUGCCCAGCUGCCAGUACCAGUUCCCCAUCUUCAUCCAUCUCAUCUGGAUUUAUGGGACUAUCUUCUUCAUCCUUUUCUCCAACUUCUGGUAUCAGUCCUACACCAAGGGCAAACGGUUGCCAAGGGUGGCUCAGCAAGCAGCCCAGCACAACGGUAGCAGCAUCCAUGAGAAUGGCACCAUCACCAAUGGCAAGGUCAAAGCCAACUAGAAGGCAAGGCCCUCCCAGAGCCAAUGAGAGCCCCGGGGCAGAGGCAGCUGGGACCUGUUCCCCUGUUCCUGGGUGCCACUAGCCAAGUCAAGUGCCUACAGACUGUUGUACCCCUGUGCCCAGCCCUGCUGUCCUCUGUCUGCAUGCCCAGCCCCUCUGCUCUGAGCAGCCAUGGGUGACGACUUCCCCUCCUGGAGGGCUUGUACUGUUUCUCAGUGUUGCUGAGCAGAGAGGCAGCUGCCUGCAUCACAGGGCUGCAGCCCCAUUCCAGUGUUUCCAAAGGAACUUGCCCCAAGUGCCUACAUCUGGCCCUUCUGCCCGGGGGCCAUUUCCUUCUGAGUAGGACCAAAAGAAGAGACCGGUCCCUGUCCUGGUGCCCUCUCCUCUUCCCUGUCUCCUCAGAGCCUUUGUGGAUGAGCAGACUUGUCCCUGGUUGGUUGCCACUGCCAGCUCAAGUGCUAGUGCUCCUGCUCCACCGUGCCUUGUGCCACCCUGUUCCAUGCCACAGUGCUGUGUGUCUCCAUGUGCCCAGGUGGGGGGGUCCUGCCCCAGUGUCUGUACUCAGGAGUGGCUGUGGAGAAUGUAGGGGCAGUGCCCCUGGGGUCGAGGGCCCGGGCCUGCCCAGUACAGUACACAUGCCCUCUGCCUAGUAUGUAGCAGGGCUUGUGACAGCCUGAAAUGCCUUCUCACAAAACAAGCCCAGGCUGCUGUGCCUUUGUGUGCCUGGGCUUGGGUGCUUAGUGUGUGCUUUAGCCACACUCACCUGAUCCUGUAUGGCAGCUGGUGGCUUGCUCCAGAGUGGGGGAAGCCAGGCUCAGCCUUGCCGUGGACCACUGAUUCCUGCAGACUCAAGACUUCAGCAAUAAUUGCCCCUAGAAUUGGCUCCCAGGCUCUCGUGCUUGGGAGCAAGCCCUGCUCUGGCCCAGCAUGAGCACAGUGGAGGGUGACAGUAGCGUGCCCUGCUGUGGUGUAACAGUGAGCACCUCUUGCCUCUGUGGGUCGGGCUGGGCCUGGGUGAAGGUGUGCUGCCCUACAGCAGGGCAGCGCAGCGCAGCAGCUUUCCUGGGCCUGGUGCCCAUCGCCUGCUCUGGCUGUACCCAAAACCAUGAUGGUGGCCUUGAGGAUGAGGUGAAGGAGCCAGGCCCUGUCAAAUUGGGCUGCUCUUCUAUCAAAUAAACAAACAGAAGGAGAAAUG
Molecule: messenger RNA, 2083 nt
Organism: Eurypyga helias (sunbittern)
Lineage: Eukaryota; Metazoa; Chordata; Aves; Eurypygiformes; Eurypygidae
Gene: ELOVL1
Product: ELOVL fatty acid elongase 1
Exons: 7
Coding region: 16-888 (290 amino acids)
Biological process (GO): very long-chain fatty acid biosynthetic process; fatty acid elongation, saturated fatty acid; fatty acid elongation, monounsaturated fatty acid
Cellular component (GO): endoplasmic reticulum; endoplasmic reticulum membrane
Molecular function (GO): fatty acid elongase activity
Source: RefSeq, a predicted model, not a curated record